Molecule: messenger RNA, 1194 nt
Organism: Anopheles aquasalis
Lineage: Eukaryota; Metazoa; Arthropoda; Insecta; Diptera; Culicidae
Product: platelet glycoprotein Ib alpha chain-like
Molecular function (GO): protein binding
Source: RefSeq, a predicted model, not a curated record
CUCCGUAGCAGUGAUUUUGUGAUUAACAGCGAAGCCUACGCUAGUCCGCAUAAUGGAGUUUUUCCGCGCAGUUUUUUGUUUUGUUUGUCUACUCGUUUCUCCAGUGGUUGCUUCGUUCAGCUGCCUCGAAUCAGCCAAAGGUUACUGUGUGGUGGAGAACGUCACCGAACCGUACGACAGCUUUCCGGCCGGUCAAACGGCCAUCUGGAUCCGCAACAGCACCCUGCCAAGCAUCAAUCGCACUCUGUUUGAACGCUUACCCAACGUCGAGAAUCUCAUGAUCCAUCGGUUGCAGAUCGCGCACCUUACGCUCGAUGGUUGCCCGGCGCUCGAUACACUGUUCGCGAGCUACAAUGCCAUCGAACGGAUUGACGUCAUCCCCGAGGGACUCCCGUUACGGCAGUUGCACCUGUACCAGAACCGACUGACCGACAUCGAACCCCUCCAGAAGCUAACCUCCCUCGAGCAACUCUAUUUGCACGAAAAUCGGCUAGAAACACUGCAUUUCUCUGUGUUUGCGCCACUCGAACAGCUCAAGAUUCUCACCCUGCAACGCAAUCGACUGAAACGGAUCUUUACCAGCAUGGUCAACGACGGUGGUCCGCUAGUGAUGCCACGGUUGGAGCAGCUGUUCCUCCAGUUCAAUCUACUACCAUUCCUCGAUACGGGCCUGUGGCGCAUGGAUCGACUGCGGGUGCUCGAUGUGAGCCACAAUCAACUCGGCUAUCUGUUUACGUUUCUCGAGGAGUUACCGGCCCUGCGGUCGCUUGAGUUACAUCACAAUCCCUGGAACUGUGGCUGGCUGUAUGGGAUGGUGGAGCGAAUGAAGGCACGAGCUAUAGCGACUACCGGAGACACGGCCGAUUGCCCACCAGAAGGAGGGGAAGGAGCGGUGAUUCUGGUUGAUGAAAUGUGCUGCCGUGAGAACGCUUCGUCGCCCGAUCCCGUCCUGUUGCUCGUUAGCCGUACCGCAAUCGUAGACGAACUGCAGCACCGGGUGCGUGACGCCAAGAAGCAGAUCGAUGAGCUCGAGGAGACACAACGGAAGCAGCGCCAUCAGUUCCAAGAGCUGGCGGGCAGACUGGCGAGCCUCGAGACGCUCUGCACGACCGGCAAAGUGCCAAAGAAGUAAUAGACACACAGCGUGAAACCGACAAAAAAGAUCUCUAGAACUUUAUUUCCCCACGAUGUUAU